AUCUUUUAGUUUGCUGUUUGUUUUGGUCCCCCUUCCCAAAAAUGGUCACGUUCAGUUAUCAAGUGAUCGUUUUGAAAACUUCUUGUGCCAUUUUUCACCUCUUUUCCCACUUUUCGUCUCUACGAUUUUAGCUAUCAUCAUCAACGCAGAGAGAAUCAGAUUCGAUUUUUGUUGUGAUGAAGUAGAGAGAGAGAGAGAGAGAGAGAGAGAGAGAGAGAGAGAGAGGAGUACACUGGCGAUUUGUAAAGUUGGUUAUGCCUGUCGUCCAAAGCUUUAACCAGAGAUCAAUCAUUGAAUGCAAAGAGAUACAACUAUUAUAAAGGCGCCCUUUCAAUUUCUCAUCAAGAAAUUAUCUGCUUGGAGAGAAAUGCUUGAAAUGGCAGCAAGUUUGGAGAAAGGAAUUGAGUGGCUGAGGCCCCUCGUCAACAAUCAGCCAUGGGAUUACUGUGUGAUUUGGAAGCUGGGCGAUGAUCCCUCGAGAUUUAUUGAGUGGGGGGCGUGCUGUUGCAGUAGUGGAAGAAGUGGUGAUGGGGUCAAAAUUAUGGGUGUUAAUCUGAUUGAUGAAUGCAAGGAUAGUUUGAUUAAGCACCCGAUUACGAGUAAUGCUUGCAGGAAGCUUGCUCACUUGCCCUCUGCCAUUCCUCUGUAUUCAGGGGUUCAUGGAGAUGUUGUAAUGUCGAAACGGGCGAGGUGGACGACUGCUCGGAGCAACGACGAUGAUGAAUCAAAUGGAACACAAGUCCUCAUCCCGGUAACGUGGGGUUUAAUCGAACUCUUUACCUCUAAGCAUGUACCAAGAGAUCAGAAGACCAUCGACUACAUCUCUGCUCGUUUUAGAGGCACUCUCAAACAAGAAAGCGUGGAAAGUAGUUAUCAAUUAAACUUGCCCCCUUGGUUGCACUAUCCAAAUCUUGGUUGCCAAAUGUCCCAACCAAAAAACUAUUCUAGCUUUGAGGGAUCGUCCACUUGUUCCAGUCUUUCGAACGAGCAUCAGGUACUCCAACUAGGCCCUGAUCAUCGCACAUUAAGUGAGAUGUCGAAGGAGAAGUCAAGCAAGGGUAAUGUCGAAUUACCAAGAUUGAGAAGGAGAAAGUGCGCAGAUCUGGCAUUGAGUAAUAAUGGCGAUGAGAAAGUAGGCGCGAAAACUAGGCGGGUGAUGGAAAGGGGACCUUUCUUGUCAAAGAAUCUUAUGACUGAGAGAAAUCGGAGGAAGAGGAUCAAAGAUCGGGAGUAUGCUCUUCGUGCACUAGUCCCAAACAUCUCCAAGAUGGAUAAAGUUGGUACAUUGGUUGAUGCAGCUGAUUACAUAAAGGAGUUGGAGGUUUGUAUCAGAAAAUAUAACCAAGAACUCAAAGCAUUAGAAGAGGAAGACCGCAACGAGGUUAAUGCCACAGCAGAAUGUCCGUUGUUGGUGAGGGAUUGUGCAGAUAAGAAGGGUAGUGCAAGUGAAAACACCGCAAUCCUGGUGGGAGUUGAAGUGUUCCAACUCGGGGUGAAAGAUUUCUUGGUGAAGGUUAUAAGCAAGCAAAGGCAGGGUGCCUUUUCACGGUUGAUUGAUGCCAUUGGUUGCCUAGGACUUGAGGUUGCAGAUGUCAAUGUCUCCACACUCCAUGGCUUGGUGUCCAAUGUUCUCACUGUGGAGGCUAUGAGAGCAGACUUAGAUCCAAAUGCUUUGAAGCAUUCAUUGUUUGAGCUGGUUAAAUAGAAAUGCAACAACAGCUACAGAUUUGCAGAAAAGGUGGAAGAUGAUUUUUUCUGCCAUUUAUACAUGGUUGGAUGAUUCAUCCUUUAACUACAUAGAAUCUACUUAUUUUGCUACAAAAAGGUUGAUUUCAUCAAGAUUGUAGACUACCAUUUAGUUAUGAUUAUGUUAGAAAUUCAAGUUCAGUUUGAGUUGGAAGCUUCUUGUUAACUACUCCUACAUUGAUGGAUCUCGAAAUGCACAAUUCAUUUACUAGAAUAAAUACAAAUUCACAAAAUUUGGAGUUAUAAUCAUCUUACAGAUACUGCUACACAAUUAGGGAAGAUACAAAUGAAAAUCUGAUACACCUUAUGAUUAACUAACUAGUGAACAAUAGCUUUCUGCCUAUCAACACUCGUCAAUCUGGAGCUUGAUUGCUUCACCUGGAAGACUGUAUGCGUCGUUUGUUUGCAGUUGCGUAUGUAUCAAAUACUUACUAGAUUAGUUUCAUGGCAAUGAAGGUAACAAUGUUUGUUUGUAUCCCUUCUCUGCUUCAGCCCCAGCAGAUGGAUAGAAGACAAUACAGAGCAAAUAAAAUGCUAGUACUACUGUGUUUCUCUCUCUAUAUAUAUAUCAAUUAAUAAACCGAGUAACUACAGAAAUCCUCAAACUAUAAUUGCGAAUUAAAGCAAAGCACCCCUGCUCCUACCAUCAGAAAUCAAUAGCAAAUGAAUAGAUUAAUGUAGAAUCAGGUUAACAAUAUUUGAAGCCUUUGUGCUUGUGCUCGAUCCUCGAUCUGUAACAACAAGGCCCUCGCAAUGGAAUUGACCAUUAAUUCAUUAAACCGCAGCCGAUCCACAGGGAGAGGCGGUUUUCUUGCCGACCACUUCUUAUUACUAUCAUCCAUUCUCCACCAAUCCAAACUAAACAAAUAAAUUACUACGAAACAAUACCAAUGAACCAGCAGAGGAUCUUGUUGUAUGAGUGGGGUAUCCGGCUACAACUUUCUAAUUGCUUGUGGAGAGACCUAUUUUUGAGACCAUUUCCAGAGCAUUGGUGUUCUUUGUAAUAUGGCAGAAAGUAUGUGGCUGAUUCAGGAUGUGUUAUUUAUAUGCCGAGACAUUUUUUAAGGCUCUGUCCGUUAUAUUUGGGAUAGUGUCCCUACAUAUCCGAGUGGCAUUAUAGGAUUUCUGUUAUGCUCAACUGUUGAUUUUGUAUUGAUAAGUUGGAUGGUGGUCUUGACUACAGAAGGGAGAUUAUAUUUUACAACUGCGAGACUAUUUAUCUGCCACUGAAUUUGAUACACGCACGUCCAGAGCAGAGCCAUUAUGAAUGUAAGAGAUCAUUUUUAUCCCAAAUUUUCAUGGUGCUGAUUGCAAUCUAUACUCGCAAAGACACUCAGCUACGGUUUUGCUUAUUUGCAUUGCCAUCUUUUGCAAGGACUAAGGAGGGAGGUAGAAGCUCUCCGGUGUUGAUCAACCGUCUUCACAAUUAGUAUGUCUGUAGCUGGUUUUGUGCAUAUAAUUAAACAGGGAGAUGGUGCCUGAGUGAGGAUGUAUUAUUCAAUUUAGUACUAUGAGGUUUGGAUUUGGUUGUGGAUGAUUUGCUGCUUGCUAUGGUGUAUGUAGCAUUCAAUAAAUUCAUCAUCUGGUAACCUGAAUUGCUAUUGGGAUGGCCAUACUUCUUUAAUACGAGUAUUAAUUUUGUUUU
Salvia splendens (bonfire salvia) is the source of this 3391-nucleotide messenger RNA. RefSeq names its product transcription factor bHLH90. The record is from RefSeq and is a predicted model, not a curated record. Gene Ontology annotation, biological process: regulation of DNA-templated transcription. The transcript has 11 exons. Lineage: Eukaryota; Viridiplantae; Streptophyta; Magnoliopsida; Lamiales; Lamiaceae. The coding region runs from base 296 to 1705 and encodes 469 amino acids. Gene Ontology annotation, molecular function: sequence-specific DNA binding; DNA-binding transcription factor activity; protein dimerization activity. Gene Ontology annotation, cellular component: nucleus.